This is a messenger RNA of Triplophysa dalaica, 1414 nucleotides long. It is a transcript of the gene hdhd3, whose product is annotated as haloacid dehalogenase-like hydrolase domain containing 3. Bases 91 to 816 code for a protein of 241 amino acids. The transcript is spliced from 2 exons. The record is from RefSeq and is a predicted model, not a curated record. NCBI's taxonomy places the organism in Eukaryota, Metazoa, Chordata, Actinopteri, Cypriniformes, Nemacheilidae.
UGCAUUUUGAGUACUAGUCACAGAGCAUAGGGCGAGUUUGUGUCAAUUUCGCAUAUUAAAUACAUCUAUUUAUUGCUCUACUACAAAGAUAUGCGGGGACCAGUGCGUUGGGUAUUAUGGGAUGUGAAGGACACGUUGUUAAAGGUCCGUCGCUCUGUAGGGGAGCAGUAUUGUGCCGAGGCAGAAAGAGUCGGGGUGAAAUUGCCGGUAGCAGAUGUAGAAACCGCAUUCACACAGGCUUAUAGACAGCGAUCGCAACUCUUUCCUAACUACGGCAGAGCUCAGGGAAUGGGCAGUCAGAGGUGGUGGACUGGACAAGUGAAGGACACUUUUGUCCAGUGUGGGGUCAAUGACUCAGCUGUGUUGGAUAGACUGGCCAGCAACCUCUAUCAAAACUUCUGCGGAGCAGAAAACUGGGAGGUAUUUUCUGAUUCUAAUGGCACCCUGAAGAUCUGCAGCGCCUUGGGAUUAAAGCAAGGAGUCGUCUCUAACUUUGACAAGCGUUUGGAAAACAUCCUGAAGGAAUGUGGUCUCCUCACUCACUUCUCAUUUCUUCUGACAUCAGAGGAAGCUGGGGUGGCUAAGCCUGACCCUGACAUUUUCAGGCAGGCUUUGGUGCGGUGUGGCAUGUCAGCCUCCAGUGUAGCUCAUGUGGGGGACCACUAUGUGAAUGACUACUUGACCUCACGCUCACUGGGUAUUCAAGGUUUUCUGCUCGACAGACAAAAUAGGCUUGGACACCUUGAUAUCCCCCCUCAGCAUAGACUACAGAGCCUAGAAGAAUUACCAGCUCGUCUACAACAAGAAAUCAGCUGAAAAUACUCAAAUUUUACAAGCAAAUGACUAAAUAAUGUGUCAUAUCAUUGUGGGCCAUUAAUCAAACAAUAUUUGGAAAUGGUCAUUUCGUUUGCGUAUCCUGGAUGUUGUAAUAUUAAAAAUGCGUAACCCUUUUCAACGUAACUACAUAUUACGUGAAGUCAUGAAUGUGCAUCGCAGAACAGAGCAAGGCAAGCAUUUGUGUUUAUGAAGCAUAAACAUGUUUUGUUGUUGUUGAAAAUGACUGAUCGUUUCGCUAGAUAAGACCCUUACUCAUCAUCUGGUAUCAUUUAAAGCUGCUCUAAAACUGUAAUUUUGACCUUUAACUGUUUGGAAUCCAUUGAAGUCCACUAUAUGGAGAAGAAUCCUGGAAUGUUUUCAUUCACCUUAAUGUUUUUUUGUCUAAAGAAACAAAUACAUAAACACCUUUGAUGACAUGGGGGUGAGUAAAUUAUCAUUCAAAUUCAUUUUGAAAAUGAACUACUUUAAGUCAGCGGAUAAACAAAAUCGAGCAAACGUUUAACCUGCUGAAUAAAAUACAAUCUUCAGCAACAUUCUGCUUAGACCUGGCAACCUCGAUGGUGGUUAUUUUCUAUGA